UCUGGUUGAAAAUUAAAACCCGAAUACAGUUUUUUAUUUAGUCGCAAACGCACCGCUAUGUGGUGUUCCCUUAUAGCCAUAUCACACGAUUCAAAAUCACAAACAGACAAAACACAAAAAAAAACAGAUAUAAUGGCUCUUUGACCCUUUUGAGCUGAUCAGAAAAAUCAACCAAAACGCCAAUAAAGAGGACAACAACACAAACACAAAACAUCAAAGGUAAAGAAGAAGAAAAAGAAGAUGAAGAACGGUCUGAUAAUCAUAAACUGUGUUAUUCUCACUAUAGGAACAUGUGGUGGUCCGUUGUUAACUCGUCUCUACUACACCAAUGGUGGAAAACGAAUCUGGUUCAUGAGCUUUCUCUCAACCGCUGGUUUUCCAGUCAUCCUCAUCCCUCUCUUUUUCUCCUUCCUUAGCCGUCGCAACCACAACCACAACAACUCUGAAACCGCAGAAAAAACUAAGCUUAUCCUCAUGGAAACUCCUCUGUUCAUCGCAUCCAUCGUCAUAGGAUUGCUCACCGGACUUGACAACUACUUAUACGCAUACGGGUUAGCUUAUCUGCCAGUUUCAACUUCAUCUCUCAUUAUAGGAACUCAGUUAGCUUUCAACGCUCUCUUUGCUUUCUUCAUGGUCAAGCAAAAGUUCACUCCCUUCUCUAUAAACGCCGUCGUUUUGCUGACGGUGGGCAUUGUAGUCUUGGCCUUGCACAGCAAUGGAGACAAGCCGGCUAACGAGACUCACAAGGAGUAUGUGGUUGGAUUCUUGAUGACUGUGAUUGCAGCUGUCUUGUACGCUUUUAUAUUGCCACUCGUUGAAUUUACUUACAAGAAAGCUCGACAAGAAAUCACUUUCCCACUUGUGCUCGAGAUUCAGAUGGUCAUGUGCAUCGCGGCUACUUGCUUCUGUGUCGUUGGCAUGAUCAUCGACGGCGAUUUCAAGGUGAUAUCAAGAGAAGCAAGAGAGUUCAAGAUUGGAGGAUCAGCGUUUUACUACACGUUGAUUGUGAUCACAGGGAUAGUGUGGCAAGGAUUCUUCUUAGGAGCCAUAGGGGUUGUGUUCUGUGCGUCGUCUCUAGCUUCUGGCGUUCUCAUCAGUGUUCUGCUUCCGGUGACGGAGGUUUUGGCCGUGAUUUGUUUCCGGGAGAAGUUUCAGGCAGAGAAAGGUGUCUCUCUCUUCCUCUCCAUAUGGGGAUUCGUCUCUUACUUCUACGGCGAGUAUAAAUCCGGCAAGAAAGUUCUCGAGAAACACCAGCCGCCGGAGACAGAACUGCCUUCUCUUCAAGUUAGUGAUUCUGUUGCUUAAAGGUCUUUUGCUUAUCUACAAGAGAGCAUUAUGGUUAUGAACUUUGGAUUGAAAAGAAUAAGUUAGAGCAACUUUUUCUAUCUAUUAUGUGUAUUUUUUUGUGUGCUCUAUCUAUUAUGUUUGUGCAUUUUUCAGUGAAAUUGUUAAUGGUCUUUUGUAUAAUUAAACAUGUUACAAAACUGUAUGUUAUAGAAAAGCAAAGCACACCAAAUGAUUGUGUAUAUAUAUGUUUUU
Molecule: messenger RNA, 1539 nt
Organism: Brassica oleracea var. oleracea
Lineage: Eukaryota; Viridiplantae; Streptophyta; Magnoliopsida; Brassicales; Brassicaceae
Product: purine permease 1
Exons: 2
Coding region: 241-1305 (354 amino acids)
Cellular component (GO): membrane
Molecular function (GO): purine nucleoside transmembrane transporter activity
Source: RefSeq, a predicted model, not a curated record